UUGGCUGGAGGAUAACAGAGGAGACUGGGCGGCCAUCUUGGAUUCCCAGACCCAGAAGGGUGCAGCCAAUGGCCAAGCGGAGGUCAGUGGAUGGGACAGCGUCCUCAUCUCUGGGCUGGGGAACAACACUGUUAACCACAACCAGAAACAGACAGUCAAAAACAAAACAACAUCCAAACUUAGUCUCCAUGACAACAGACUGGCUGAGACCAGGACGAGGUUUAGAUUUGGUCUGCGGGGACGGGGAGGUGUCCGUAUGCGGCAGGAGAGAACAGACACAGACUCUGCUAGCGAAGCUCCGUCCUGCUCCUAUAGUUGUGAUUCAGAGAGACUGAUGGCGUCUCAGAUUAACCCCCUAACAGGUGCUGCCUUCAGCCUGCCUUCUAUAGGAUCUAUCAACUGGAACAUGGACCCUGCAACAACACAGACACUCCCUGGCCUUCAUCCUCACAUUCCCCUAAUGUUAAAUCAGACCUCAGACAAUGCCAGUGCCUCAACACUAAAUGGAUACACAAGCCCGGUGACAAAUGACAGUAGUAGUAGUAACGCUAUCAGUAGAUCCAGUGGCGAAGAGAAGCGCUUCCCAUGUUUAUUCUGUGGGAAAGCCUUCAGUUUCCCCAAACAGGUGGAGAUCCACCAGAGGAUGCACACGGGUGAGAAACCAUUCAGCUGCCACCUUUGCCAGGCCAGUUUUUCACACUCAUCCAGUCUGAAGAGGCACCAGAGGAUGCACACCGGGGAGAAACCAUUUGGCUGCCACCUGUGCCGGGCCAGUUUUUCCCACUCAUUCAACCUGAAGAGGCACCAAAGGGUACACACAGGGGAGAAACCAUACAGCUGCCCCCAGUGUGAGAAGAGGUUCUCCCACCAGCACCGGCUGAAGAUGCACCUGAAGGUCCACACAGGAGAGAGUCCGUUUGCCUGUACGCAGUGCGGGAAGAGGUUCUCAGAGAGGAGCUGCCUCAUGAUACACCAGCAGAAAAUGCACACGGCCCAUGUAUAGAGUAUAGUGACAUCACCAUGUAACUGAGCAGCAGCAGUUAGGGAGAGCUAUUCAUACAAUUGUAUUAUUUUUGUUCAAUUAUUUUGUAUUUUGUUUAAAUGUAGUGCUGUGUUCUCCACAUCUGGAGAUAUUAGUAGAUGUUUUUCCUUUGAGAACAUUGUUUGAUUUUGAGAUUUUGAGAGAGAUUGAUCAACCUGGCUCUAAAGGCUAGCUAGUCUACUAAGUCAUCUUGAUCAUCUGGCAAGAAGCAAUAAGGGCAGGAUUGAGGGACUAGUGCAUCAGGACAACGAGAAGAACGAUGAGGAGAAAUAGAGGAUAAAACCAACAGAAAAAAGUAAUUGAUUUGGAGGAUUUCUGGAGGAUUUCUAAAGGAAAGACGGUACAAGGCAUUGGAAAGUCAACAAACAAACAAAAACACACACAAAGGAGAGGUAGGAUAUCAUAGAUAUCCCUAAAACACUUCAGUGAGCAGGCCUUUCUAAUCGAUCUGGCCCGGGUAUCCUGGAAGGAUUGCUCUUUAAAGUGCUUUCCUCACGAUCUUAAAUGAGCAUGCCCCAUUCAAAAAAUGUAGAACUAAGAACAGAUAUAGCCCUUGGUUCACCCCAUACUUGACUGCCCUUGACCAGCACAAAAACAUCCUAAGGUAAGCUAAGGCUAGCUUUUUCAAACAGAAAUGUGCAUCCUGUAGCACUAAUUCCUAAAAGUUUUGGGACACUGUAAAGUCCAUGGAGAUUAAAAGCACCUCCUCCCAGCGGCCCACUGCACUGAGGCUCGCAAACACUGUCACCACCGAUAAAUCUACGAUAAUCGAUCAUUUCAAUAAGCAUUUCUCUACGGCUGGCCAUGCUUUCCACCUGGCUACCCCUACCCCGGCCAACUACGCUGCACCCCCGCAGAAACUUGCCCAAGUCCCCCCCGCUUCUCCUUCGCCCAAAUCCAGACAGCUGAUGUUCUGAAAGACCUGCAAAAUCUGGAUCCCUGCAAAUCAGCUGGGCUAGACAAUCUGGACCCUCUCUUUCUAAAAUUAUCUGCCAAAAUUGUUGCAACCCCUAUUACUAGCCUGUCUAACCUCUUUCAUAUCGUCUGAGAUCCCUAAAGAUUGGAAAGCUGCCGCGGUCAUCACCCUCUUCAAAGGGUUGAGACACUCUAGGCCAAAACUGUUAUAGACCUAUAUUCAUACUGAAAUGCCUUCUAAAGUCUUCGUAAGACAACCAUUUCGAAUCCCAACAUACCUUCUCUGCAGCCUCCAACACUCUACUCAGCAAAUUGGAGGUAGUCUAUCACAGUGCCAUCCGUUUUGUCAUCAUAGCCCCAUAUACUACCCACCACUGUGACCUGUAUGCUCUUGUUGGCUGAACCUCGCUACAUAUUCGUUGCCAAAGCCCUGUUGAAGCCCUGCCUUAUAUCAGCUCACUGAUCACCAUAGCAACACCCACCCGUAGCACGCGCUCCAGCAGGUAAAUUUCACUGCUCAUCCCCAAAGCCAACACCUCUUUGGCACCCUUUCUUUCAAGUUCUCUGCUGUCAAUGACUGGAACGAAUUGCAAAAAUCAUUGAAGCUGGAAACUUAUAUCUCCAACUCCCAACUGUAAGCAUCAGCUGUCAGAGCAGCUUACUGAUCACUGUACCUUUACACAGCCCAUCUGUAAAUAGCACACCCAACUACCUCAUCCCCAUAUUGUUACUAAUUAAUUUUGCUAUUUUGCACCCCAUUAUCCCUACUUGCACAUCUAUCGCUCCAGUAUUAAUGCUAAAUGAAUGCUAAAAUCUCACUACAUUUGCACACACUGUACAUAGAUUGUUUUGUGUUAUUGACUGUACGUUUGUUUAUCCCAUGUGUAGCUCUGUGUUGUUGUUUUUGUCACAAUGCUUUGCUUUACCUUAGCCAGGUCGCAGUUGUAAAUGAGAACGUGUCUUCAACUGGCCUACCUGGUUAAAUAAAGGUCAAAUAAUAAAAAAUAAAAUAAAUAAAUAUCAGGACAGGCUCAUUGUAAUGGCUGGAAUAGCAUUCAUGGAACGGUAUCAAACAUCCUUUCAUUCCAUUCCAGCCAUUACAAUGAGCCUGUCCUCAUAUAGCUCCUCUCACCAGCCUCCACUGACAUGCACCAAUACUCAAAUUCUAAAAAUAGCAAUGGCAACAGUAGCAGGAGCUUGGCAUAUUCCAUUUGAUCGACCAGCAGAAAAAAAAACUCUGAACAUUAUAAACAACAUCACAAACUAAAUCUGCUGAGGGAAAAUCCAGAGACAUUGUUGGCUGAUUACACCCUAAUUGGAGACUCUGUUCACAAUGUUGACAUCAGCUAACCGCUCGCCCACAUGACGCCAUACACGCUGUCUGCCAUCUGCCCGGUACAGUUGAAACCAGGAUUAAUCCGUGAAGAGCACUCUUCUCUUAGGUGCCAGUGGUCAAUCGCGGAGGUGAGCAUUUGCCCACUGAAGUCAGUUACGAGGCCGAACUGCAGUCAGGUCAACAAGCAUGCAGAUGAGCUUCCCUGAGAUGGUUUCUGACAAUUAGUGCAGAAAUUCUUCAGUUGUGCAAACUCACAGUUUUAAUCAUCUGUCCAGGUGGCUGGUCUCAGACCAACCCGCAGGUGAAGAAGCCAGAUGUGGAGGUCCUGGGCUCGUGUGGUUACACGUGGUCUGCGGUUGUGAGGCAAGUUGGACAUACUGCAAAAUUCUUUACCAUAAACCACCUCCGUCGUUUUUAGAGAAACAAACAUUAAAUUAUCUGGAAACAGCUCUGGUGGACAUUCCUGCAGUCAGCAUGUCAAUUGCACGCUUCCUGUAAAACUUGAGACAUUGGUGGCAUUGUGUUGUGUGAGUGGCCUAUUAUCCCCAGCACAAGGUGCACCUGUGUAAUGAUCAUGAUGUUUAAUCAGCUUCUUGAUAUGCCACACCUGUCAGGUGGAUUGAUUAUCUUGGAAAAAAAGACAUGCGCACUAACAGAAAUGUAAACCAAUUUUAGCACAAAAUUUGAGAGAAAUAAGCUUUUUCUGCGUAUGGAACAUUUCUGGGGUCUUUUUUUCCAGCUCAUGAAAAAUGGGACCAACACUUAACAUGUUACGUUUAUAUUUUUGUUCAGUAUAUUCUUUAAAGAACAAGUUAACUAGUGACUUUCAGCAUGCGUUUAGGGAAGGGCACUCAACUUGUACUGCAGUGACUCAGAUUACUGAGAAUUGGCUAAAAUAAAUGGAUAAUAAGA
Molecule: messenger RNA, 4205 nt
Organism: Oncorhynchus nerka (sockeye salmon)
Lineage: Eukaryota; Metazoa; Chordata; Actinopteri; Salmoniformes; Salmonidae
Product: gastrula zinc finger protein XlCGF49.1-like
Exons: 1
Coding region: 257-1003 (248 amino acids)
Biological process (GO): regulation of transcription by RNA polymerase II
Cellular component (GO): transcription regulator complex; PcG protein complex; chromatin
Molecular function (GO): DNA-binding transcription factor activity, RNA polymerase II-specific; RNA polymerase II cis-regulatory region sequence-specific DNA binding
Source: RefSeq, a predicted model, not a curated record